Messenger RNA from Mauremys mutica (yellowpond turtle), 564 nucleotides. Its product is annotated as olfactory receptor 491-like. Gene Ontology annotation, cellular component: membrane. The transcript has a single exon. The record is from RefSeq and is a predicted model, not a curated record. NCBI's taxonomy places the organism in Eukaryota, Metazoa, Chordata, Testudines, Geoemydidae. Bases 1 to 564 code for a protein of 187 amino acids. Gene Ontology annotation, molecular function: olfactory receptor activity. Gene Ontology annotation, biological process: G protein-coupled receptor signaling pathway.
AUGUCUUAUGAUCGUUAUGUAGCAAUAUGCAAUCCAAUGCACUACACAACCCAUAUGAGUGGCAAGGCCUGGCUUCAGCUUGCAGGUGGCUCUUGGAUAGGUGGCUUCAUAGGUAAUAGCAUAACAACACUGUCAAUAUCCCAGUUAACUUUCUGUGGCCCGAAUCGUAUUGACCAUUUCUUUUGUGAUCUUAUCCCCCUGAUCAAGCUCUCCUGUAAUAACCCUCAGCUGAUGGAAAUGUUGGCUUUCACCCUCUGCUUGAUUUUCUCCCUGGUCCCAUUCCUGCUUACCUUGAUGUCCUACAUUUGUAUCAUUGUGACCAUUCUAAGAAUCCGAUCCUCCACUGGGAGGCAAAAGGCCUUUUCCACCUGCUCCUCCCAUCUCAUUGUGGUGAUCAUUUAUUAUGGAACUCUACUAAUUGUCUAUAUGUUCCCAACGACCAGCAUCCUAAGUGAGUUCAACAAAGUGAUCUCUGUCAUCUACACUGUCCUGACUCCCCUGGUCAAUCCCCUCAUCUAUAGCCUGAGAAACAAAGAGGUGAAGGAAGCACUGAGGAAAGCUUGA